This is a messenger RNA of Polypterus senegalus (gray bichir), 1616 nucleotides long. RefSeq names its product zinc finger protein 501-like. Gene Ontology annotation, molecular function: RNA polymerase II cis-regulatory region sequence-specific DNA binding; DNA-binding transcription factor activity, RNA polymerase II-specific. The transcript has 3 exons. NCBI's taxonomy places the organism in Eukaryota, Metazoa, Chordata, Cladistia, Polypteriformes, Polypteridae. The record is from RefSeq and is a predicted model, not a curated record. The coding region runs from base 79 to 1260 and encodes 393 amino acids. Gene Ontology annotation, biological process: regulation of transcription by RNA polymerase II.
CACUGUCUCGCCUUGUGAAACGCUACGGAUGCAAGACUGUUGCUGAGUGAGAGAGACGUGUUAACGAGUUCAAAAACAAUGCCAUUGCCAAGAGGCAGACAAGAAAAAGCAAAAGCUGCUGUUUACUGUAACAUCUCAGUGGAUGUGAAACAGGAGACCUGUGAUGUGGACACAUAUAUCAUGGAGAAAACUGUAAAUAUUAAGGAGGAUGACUGUGAGUGGGAGUCCAUCUACCUCAAACAGGAAAGUCUGAGCAUCAAGGAGGAGGACAGUAAACUGCAGCCAGUGGGCAUUAAAGAAGAACCUGAAGAGAUGUCUGUCAGUAUUGAGACACAUAACCAUACAAAUAUGGACAGUGUUAAAGAAGACAACCUUCAAGAUGGAGUGGUGACCAGGUUAGACUCUUCACAUAGCAGACACGGUUCCUCUCCUGAGCCUUCUAUCAAUGUGAAGUCUGAAUCAUUAGAGUCUGAACCAAAGAGGGCUGUGGAAACUACAUCUGUUGGAGCCCAGAAAAAUAAGGAAACACCUUCAAAGAAGUCUGGAAAAAGAAAGAAAGAUCACUGCAGUGUGGAAUGUGGCAGAGAAUUCUCUAACAGUAGUGCUCUUCAGAGACGCACAAGAGUUCACACCGGAGAGAAGCCAUAUUGCUGUAAUCAAUGCGGUAAACAGUUUUCACAAAUGAGCAGUCUUCACAAACACAGUAGAGUUCACACUGGAGAGAAGCCAUAUUGCUGUAAUGAAUGUGCUAAACAGUUUUCACGAAAAGGCCAUCUUCAGAUACACACAAGAGUUCACAACGGAGAAAAGCCAUAUUGCUGUAAUCAAUGCGGUAAACAGUUUGCAGAGAUGGGCAGUCUACAGACACACACAAGAGUUCACACUGGAGAGAAGCCAUAUUGCUGUACUGAAUGUGGUAAACAGUUUUCACGACAAGGCCAUCUUCGGAAACACACAAGAGUACACAAUGGAGAGAAGCCAUAUUGCUGUAAUGAAUGUGGUGAACAGUUUUCACGAAAAGGCCAUCUUCAGAUACACACGAGAGUUCACACCGGAGAGAAGCCGUAUUGCUGUAAUGAAUGUGGUAAACAGUUCUUACAGAUGGACAGUCUACGGAAACACACGAGAGUUCACACCGGAGAGAAGCCAUAUUGCUGUAAUGAAUGUGGUAAACAGUUUUCACAAAAAGUCAGUCUUCAGAGUCACACAAGAGUUCACAACAGAAUAAAAACAGUUGCAGUUCACAAAUCAGUCCAGUAAAACAAGAACCCUUCAGGACUCAAGAGUGAGGUUCAGUCCUGUCCUGAAAAGUAAGCAAACUAAACUAUUGUUGAGAAAUGAAUCUCAAAGAGAACCCAUAUUGCUGUUUGGAUUGUGGCAAACAAAUCUGUCCGAGCAGUACACUUCAGAGAAGCACCAGAAUUCCUACCGGAGAGAAGUACAACUGAACUGUCGUGACUAAAGAGUGAGGUUCGCUCCUGCCUGGAUAGUAAGCACAUGUAACUGACACAAAUCCAUCCUACUUAGUGUUGUGUCAAAAACUAAUCAACAUGGAGGAGAAAUAGAAGUUUAUAUCCUUUUUCCUUUUCCAGAAACACAAUAAAGAACAGGGCGUC